ACUAGGCGCCGGCGCUUCCGAGGCAGCGUGUUUCCGCCCAGAGCUGGAGUCUCCCAGCUGCCAGCCAACCCCGAACCCGCACUCCCGCCAACCGCGCUUUUUGUGGGCGGUCGGAAACCACAGCCUGCGUUGGAUAUGUUCGGUGCAUGUUAUAAACAACCACUUAAACCCUCCGGAUCUGAGCCUCCCGCAGAGGAGUGCAGGAUGUGAUGUCAUUGAGAUGCACAGGAUACUCAGUCAAUCAACAUUUACUGAGCAUCUACUUCGUGCCAUAUGUACAAAGCUAGCAAAUAUGUACAGCACCAGUACUGAUUGCAAGGAGCACUGUAGAAGAGGAAUGACAGCCAAACAAUUAAAAGCGGAGGCGGGGAGGUCGUCGACAGAAAGGGGUCCUAUCCAGACCCCAAGAGAGCAUUCUUGGAUCUCUUGCAAGAAAGAAUUCAAAGCAAAUCCACAGCGUAAGCUUAGUGAUGUGUGUCAGGCCUCUGAGCCCAAGCUAAGCCAUCAUACCCGCUGUGACCUGCAUGUGUACAUUCAGAUGGCCUGAAACAAGGGAAGAAUCACAAAAGAAGUGAAAAUGGCUGGUUCCUGCCUUAACUGAUGACAUUCCACCAUUGUGAUUUGUUCCUGCCCCACCUUAACUGAGCAAUUAACCUUGUGAAAUUCCUUCUCCUGGCUCAGAAGCUCCCCCACUGAGCACCUUGUGACCCCCGCCCCUGCCCGCCAGAGAACAACCCCCUUUGAUUGCAAUUUUUCUUUAUCUACCCAAAUCCUAUAAAAUGGCCCCACCCCAUCUCCCUUCGCUGACUCUCUUUUCAGACUCAACCCGCCUGCACCUAGGUGAUUAAAAAGCUUUAUUGCUCACACAAA
Messenger RNA from Nomascus leucogenys (northern white-cheeked gibbon), 870 nucleotides. RefSeq names its product HERV-H LTR-associating 3 (gene ANKRD13C-DT). The coding region runs from base 221 to 547 and encodes 108 amino acids. The record is from RefSeq and is a predicted model, not a curated record. The transcript has 3 exons. NCBI's taxonomy places the organism in Eukaryota, Metazoa, Chordata, Mammalia, Primates, Hylobatidae.